Molecule: messenger RNA, 1938 nt
Organism: Erythranthe guttata (spotted monkey flower)
Lineage: Eukaryota; Viridiplantae; Streptophyta; Magnoliopsida; Lamiales; Phrymaceae
Product: amino acid transporter AVT6A
Biological process (GO): amino acid transmembrane transport
Cellular component (GO): membrane
Molecular function (GO): L-amino acid transmembrane transporter activity
Source: RefSeq, a predicted model, not a curated record
AAUUAUUAUAUUAUCCAUCCGUGGAAAACGUUGCGUGCACAAUUCUAUCUCUUCAUCUUCAUUAUAUUUACUCAAUUUGUACAUAUAUAUCUCUCUCCCAGCUACCAUAUUUCCAGAUACAGAGUUGUUUUCGUUGUUAUUUUUAGGGUUUGAUUUUCUGAAUUUGAAUUUUGAAUUUUUUGUUUUUAAAUUGUAUUAAUCAGGUUUUCAAUUUUUUGUUUGUUAGAUUUUGAAGAGACUGAUUCUCAUCGAAGUCGUCGAUAAAAGUCGGUUUCUUUGAAGGGUUCUCUUUGGGAAAUCAAUCUAAGAUUGUUUAGCUCAAGGAGUCCCGAGGCUUCAAUCCAUUGUUGUUGCAUCCGAUUUUUUUCUUCGAUCUUGGCUCAAUAUAGUUCGAGCAAACUGAUUUUUCGAAAAUGACAAUUGUAAGUGUCAAGCCUGCCACAGAAAGGAAGUCAAAAAAGAACAAGCAACCGAUUGUUGACGAGAAGUCACCAUUGUUGCCCACCAAGCACAGCGAAGAUGGUGGAUUCGACGAAUUCAACGGAGCUUCUUUCAGUGGGUCGGUUUUCAAUCUGUCGACAACUAUUGUCGGGGCUGGAAUCAUGGCUUUGCCCGCAACUAUGAAGGUUUUGGGACUUAUCCCCGGUGUUGUUGUAAUAAUAUUAAUGGCAUUCUUGACAGAGUCCUCGAUCGAACUUCUGCUCAGAUUCAGCCGCACGGCCAAGUCAGUUUCUUACGGAGGUCUUAUGGGGGACGCGUUCGGUAAUUACGGAAGGAUGUUGAUUCAGCUGUGCGUGUUGGUCAACAACAUUGGUGUGCUCAUAGUGUACAUGAUUAUUAUAGGUGAUGUACUUUCUGGAACAACAUCGGGAGGAAGUCACCAUGCUGGUGUGCUCGAAGGUUGGUUCGGAGAACGAUGGUGGAACGCUCGAUUCUUUGUUCUCCUUAUUACGACCCUUGGCAUAUUUGCCCCAUUGGCUAGCUUGAAGCGAAUCGAUUCAUUGAGAUACACAUCUGCUCUAUCAGUUGCACUGGCUGUUGUAUUCCUCGUUAUUACCGUGGGGAUUACACUCUUCAAGCUGAUAAACGGAACUAUUAUGAUGCCUAGGUUGUUUCCGGAAAUUACCGAUCUAACCUCGGUCCUCAACCUCUUCACCGUAGUUCCUGUUCUUGUCACUGCAUACAUCUGCCACUACAAUGUUCAUUCAAUAGACAACGAGCUCGAGGACAACACACAGAUAAAAGCAGUCGUAAGAACUUCACUCGCCCUAUGCUCGAGCGUAUAUGUAAUGACGAGCAUAUUCGGAUUCCUUUUAUUCGGCGACGAAACUCUCGACGAUGUCCUUGCUAAUUUCUCGACGGAUCUCGGAAUCCCGUUCGGUUCGUUGCUAAACGAUUCCGUCAGAGUCAGCUACGCAGCUCACUUGAUGCUCGUUUUUCCUAUUGUGUUUUAUCCCUUGCGGUUGAAUUUGGACGGGCUUUUAUUCCCUUCGGCGCGGCCUUUGGCUUCGGAUAAUUGUAGGUUUGCUUACCUCAGCACAGGGCUUAUUGCUGUCAUCUUCGUCGGGGCAAAUUUUAUACCGAGUAUUUGGGAUGCUUUUCAGUUUACCGGAGCAACUGCAGCUGUUUGCAUUGGUUUUAUUCUCCCCGCUGCUAUUACUCUUCGGGACCGAUAUGGAAUAGCAGCAAAGAAGGACACAGUAUUAUCGAUUUUCAUGGUUGUACUCGCUGUCUUUUCGAAUGUGGUUGCUAUAUACAGCGAUGCCUAUUCAUUGUUCAAAAACGGGCCUUCUCACCGCGAAUGAGGGGUCUCGCCCAAUUAAGCUAUUUGUUUUAGCUGGAGACUCGGAUUAAUUAUGGCCCGAAUUAAGAACCGGUGAAAAACGGUUAACGGGCUAAAGCCCGAGUUUCAGUUUGCACAAACAUUAUAUAUAUAUA